UUCCCGCGGCAUCAAACGCGUUACAGUGAGAAGUGUCCACUGUCCAGUCUCUACUCUCACUCAAUCUCUCUGUAUCUCAGAAUUCCAACUCCUGAUUCUUACAAUUUCUAUAUUUGUUAUAUCCUCAACAACAUUAGCAGUUGGUUGCGGAGGAGGAGCCAGGGGAUCGAUCGAUGGAAACGGGGGAGGAGAGGCCUGCCGGUGCCAGACAGUGAUGAACUUGUACAUAUCCGCAAAGGGGAUCAAGAGACUUGAAGUGCCGAGCUCCAAGGUGGCGCCUUUUCGGCGGGUUAUUUCUAGGCGCACGCUCACGGUGGUGCUGCUAUUAGGGAUCUUUUUGCCCUUCCUUUUCGUUAGAAUUGCCUUUUCAGUCCUUGAAUCUGCUUCCGCCUGUUCUUCCUCUAUUGAUUGUAUAGGAUGGAGGCUUCGCACUUCUCUGAAACUCAGAGAAGAGCUGACAAGAGCACUAUUGGAGGCAAACAAUGAUAGCAUUAAUGGAGGAGGAGAAGGAAUGGAUACUAUUAGUAGUUCAUUCGACUCAUUCAACCAGCUUGUGCAUGAUAUGACGUCAAAACAACAGGACAUCAAGGACUUCGUUUCUAAGACAAAGUCCAUGUUAUCCAGGAUGGAGCUGAAGGUGCAGUCAGCCAGGCAGAGGGAGUCAAUACACUGGCAUUUGGCUUCACAUGGUAUUCCUAAGAGUCUACAUUGCCUUUCCCUCAAAUUGGCUGAAGAGUAUGCUGUAAAUGCCAUGGCACGAUCUCAUUUGCCUCCACCUGAAUAUGUAUCUCGCAUUGCUGAUCCAUUGUUUAUGCAUGUUGUUCUCCUAACUGAUAAUGUCCUCGCUGCCUCAGUUGUCAUCUCUUCCACUGUUCAAAACUCCGUCGACCCUGAAAGAUUGGUGUUCCACAUAGUCACUGACAAGAAAACUUAUACUCCAAUGCAUGCUUGGUUUGCUAUCAAUCCCAUUCAAUCAGCAGUGGUGGAAGUCAAGGGACUGCACCAAUAUGAUUGGACUCAGGAAGUCAAUGUUGGAGUUAAGGAGAUGCUAGAGAUUCAUCGCUUAAUAUGGACUCACCAUUACAAGAAAUUGAAACAAGAGUUCCAUUAUGAAGGAGAGGCGCAAAUGAGAAAAUUGGAAGCUUUGAGCCCAAGCGGUCUGUCCCUUAUGAAUCAUCUCCGACUUUACAUUCCCCAGCUAUUUCCGGAUCUCAACAAGAUAGUUUUCUUGGAUGAUGAUGUAGUAGUUCAACAUGACAUAUCAUCUUUGUGGGAAUUGGAACUCAACAAGAAAGUUGUUGGUGCAGUUGUUGGCUCCUGGUGUGGGGAGAACAGUUGCUCAGGAAGGAGAUAUGUUGACUACUUGAAUUUUUCGCACCCAAUAAUUUUCUCCACGUUCGAUCCUGACCGUUGUGCAUGGCUUUAUGGAAUGAACGUCUUCGAUCUUAAAGCUUGGAGGAGAACCAACAUCACUUCAACUUACCGUAAAUGGUUGAAACAUAACCUCAAUUCUGGGUUGGAAUUAUGGCAACCAGGAAUGCUUCCGCCAGCCUUACUUGCUUUUGAGGGCUAUGUGCUUCCCAUUGAUCCUUCAUACCAUAUGGCUGGGUUAGGCUAUAGAUCGACUCAAGAAGCUCCUAAAGAAAUAAUGGAAGCUUCUGCUGUUUUGCAUUUUACUGGCCCAGCAAAGCCAUGGCUAGAGAUUGGUUUCCCAGAGGUACGAAACUUUUGGAGCAGAUAUGUAAAUUGUUCAAACAAGUUUAUUAGGAAAUGUAAAAUUGUGGUGUGAAGAGGAGAACUCCCUUACUUGCUUUCAAGGGCGAUCCUUCAUACCAUGUGGCCGGGUUAGGUUAUAGAUUAUCUCAAGAAGCUCCCGAAGACAUAAUGGAAGCUGCUGCUGUUGUGCAUUUUAGUAUUUUACUGGCCCUGCAAAGCAUGGCUAGAGAUUUGUUUCUCAGAGGUACGAAACUUCUGCUGUAAACUUGUAGAUUCUUCAAACAAGUUCAUUAGGAAAUGUAAAAUGGUAUUGUGAAGAGGAGAAAAGUUCUCUUUGCUAGCUCUCAACAUAUAUAUUGAUUAUUGGAACCAAACCAGGCAGUGUCACUGGAGUAUGGGAUUAGAGGCGAGAAGGUUUUGCCUUCAUUCUCUGCCCAUACUCAUAUCGGUUUAUCUUAUUUGUCCAUAAACUUGGAAUUUUAAA
This is a messenger RNA of Tripterygium wilfordii, 2200 nucleotides long. RefSeq names its product probable galacturonosyltransferase 15. The record is from RefSeq and is a predicted model, not a curated record. The transcript has 6 exons. The coding region runs from base 215 to 1789 and encodes 524 amino acids. NCBI's taxonomy places the organism in Eukaryota, Viridiplantae, Streptophyta, Magnoliopsida, Celastrales, Celastraceae. Gene Ontology annotation, molecular function: polygalacturonate 4-alpha-galacturonosyltransferase activity.